Molecule: messenger RNA, 852 nt
Organism: Anoplopoma fimbria (sablefish)
Lineage: Eukaryota; Metazoa; Chordata; Actinopteri; Perciformes; Anoplopomatidae
Gene: synpra
Product: synaptoporin a
Exons: 6
Coding region: 1-852 (283 amino acids)
Cellular component (GO): synaptic vesicle; synaptic vesicle membrane
Source: RefSeq, a predicted model, not a curated record
AUGGACACCGCCGAUCAGCUUGCAUCUGUGGGGAUGUUUCAAGUGCUUAAAUUACCUCUGGGAUUUAUCCGUGUUUUGGAAUGGCUCUUUGCCAUUUUUGCAUUUGCGACAUGUGGGGGCUACUCUGGGCAGCUGCAGGUUAGUGUCGACUGCAUGGAGAAGGCCAGAAGCAACCUCAGCAUUGGCAUCGACUUUGCUUAUCCUUUCAGGUUGCACCAGGUGUCCUUUGAAGCGCCUGUGUGUGAGGGCAUUAUGAGCGAACGCGUGUUCCUCAUCGGAGACUAUUCAUCCUCUGCAGAGUUCUUCGUCACCAUUGCUGUCUUCGCCUUCCUGUAUUCCCUCAUGGCCACUGUUGUCUACAUCUUCUUUCAGAACAAGUACCGUGAAAACAACCGAGGACCACUCAUUGACUUUAUAGUGACAGUGGUGUUCUCCUUCAUGUGGCUGGUCAGUUCCUCUGCUUGGGCCAAGGCUCUGUCUGAUGUGAAAAUGGCCACUGAUCCAGAUGAGGUGCAGCUCCUCAUCUCUGCCUGCAAAGUACAGACCAACAAGUGUGGCUCUGUACAUGGACCACGCUGGUCCGGACUCAAUACCUCAGUGGUUUUUGGGUUUCUCAACUUUGUUCUAUGGGCUGGGAAUAUCUGGUUUGUCUUUAAGGAGACCGGUUGGCACAAGGGUGCCUCAAGGUUAGCAGACGGGGCAUCUGAGAAACAGUCCGGCACCUUUAACCAGCAGCCCUACAACCAGGGAAGCUUUGACCAGUCAGGGAGCUACAACACCCAGGGAAACCUCAGCCAGCCGUCUGAGUACAGCCAGGUGGGAGGGCCCACUUCCUACUCCAAUCAAAUGUAG